This is a messenger RNA of Cuscuta epithymum, 1905 nucleotides long. Lineage: Eukaryota; Viridiplantae; Streptophyta; Magnoliopsida; Solanales; Convolvulaceae. The record is from the annotation of a GenBank genome assembly.
AAUGAAUAGAUUAUAAACUGUAAAUAUAUGAAUGUUAACUUACAUGGGUUGUUGGGUUGAAAGGUGGUUAUAACGGCCAAAACUGAGAAUGACCAAAGAAUCCCGCGACAGAAAUUAAUCCAAAAGAUCGUUGGUUUACAAGAGAAAAUUUCCACUACACAUUGAAGACCAAAGCUUAGCCGUUCAUUUGUCCUUGGAAACCUAUAUUUAUGUUCAUUAUAAACGCAUCUUAGCAUUUCCCACUCAUAUCACUCCCCUCCAUUCUUCUUCCAAUAUCAUCAUCAUCACAUAGAAGCUGCGAAAACACACGCUCAUGGCUUUGAUCGUCGAGAAAACGACCUCUGGCCGGGAAUAUAAGGUCAAGGACAUGUCUCAGGCGGAUUUUGGCCGCCUAGAAAUUGACCUCGCUGAGGUGGAAAUGCCUGGGCUCAUGGCUUGCCGCGCCGAGUUCGGACCCUCCCUGCCAUUCAAGGGCGCCAAGAUCACCGGCAGCUUGCAUAUGACAAUUCAAACCGCUGUUCUGAUUGAGACCCUCACAGCCUUGGGCGCGGAGGUGAGAUGGUGCUCCUGCAACAUCUUCUCCACCCAGGACCACGCUGCAGCGGCGAUUGCCCGUGACAGCGCGUCUGUGUUCGCCUGGAAGGGCGAGACUCUCCAGGAAUACUGGUGGUGCACGGAGAGGUCGCUCGAUUGGGGUCCAGAUGGUGGUCCUGAUCUCAUCGUUGACGAUGGCGGUGAUGCCACGCUUUUGAUCCACGAGGGGGUUAAGGCUGAGGAGGAGUACGCCAGCAAGGGGGUCCUUCCAGAUCCUAAUUCAACCGACAAUCCUGAGUUUCAGAUUGUGCUGACCAUCAUUAGGGACGGGCUAUCGGCUAAUCCACUGAAGUACACAAAGAUGAAGGAAAGGCUUGUUGGGGUUUCAGAGGAGACGACCACUGGUGUCAAGAGGCUCUACCAGAUGCAGGCAAAUGGAACACUUCUUUUCCCUGCUAUCAAUGUCAAUGACUCUGUCACAAAGAGCAAGUUUGAUAACUUGUAUGGAUGCCGUCACUCAUUACCUGAUGGUUUAAUGAGGGCAACUGAUGUAAUGAUUGCUGGGAAGGUAGCAGUUGUAUGUGGUUAUGGAGAUGUUGGAAAGGGCUGCGCUGCUGCACUGAAGCAAGCAGGCUCCCGUGUGAUUGUGACCGAGAUUGACCCGAUCUGUGCCCUUCAGGCCCUCAUGGAAGGCCUUCAGGUUCUCACACUCGAAGACGUGGUUGCAGAGGCUGAUAUCUUUGUCACCACGACCGGUAACAAAGAUAUCAUCAUGGUUGACCACAUGAGGAAGAUGAAAAACAACGCCAUUGUUUGCAACAUUGGUCAUUUUGACAAUGAAAUUGACAUGCACGGGCUUGAGACAUACCCGGACGUGAAGAGAAUCACUAUCAAGCCUCAAACUGACAGGUUUGUCUUCCCCGAUACGAAAAGGGGUGUCAUUGUUUUGGCUGAAGGUCGUCUCAUGAACUUGGGUUGUGCCACUGGACACCCUAGCUUUGUGAUGUCAUGCUCAUUCACUAACCAAGUGAUUGCCCAACUUGAGCUGUGGAAGGAGAAAAGCUCGGGAAAGUAUGAGAAGAAGGUUUACGUCUUGCCAAAGCAUCUUGAUGAGAAGGUUGCUGCACUUCAUCUUGGGAAGCUUGGUGCCAAGCUCACUAAGCUUACCCCAGAGCAGGCUGACUACCUUAGCCUUCCCGUUGACGGUCCAUACAAGCCUCCUCACUACCGAUAUUAAACUAUGCAUGUAUGUUUAGAGACCGUAUAGAAAUGCAUAUCUAGGGCAUGGUGGCUUCUCUGAAUUUUUGUGGCACAUCAGUUUUUACUUCAUUGUUUGGGCAUUUGGCAUGGGGAAUUUUUGGUAGAAAGAAA